Molecule: messenger RNA, 1886 nt
Organism: Monopterus albus (swamp eel)
Lineage: Eukaryota; Metazoa; Chordata; Actinopteri; Synbranchiformes; Synbranchidae
Gene: mlx
Product: MAX dimerization protein MLX
Exons: 8
Coding region: 83-826 (247 amino acids)
Biological process (GO): regulation of transcription by RNA polymerase II
Cellular component (GO): nucleus
Molecular function (GO): DNA-binding transcription factor activity, RNA polymerase II-specific; RNA polymerase II cis-regulatory region sequence-specific DNA binding; protein dimerization activity
Source: RefSeq, a predicted model, not a curated record
AAAACUUUUUGAAGAGUACGAACAUGGAAUUUACGGGGUGAACACGAAAGCAGCAGUGCCAUAAAUUAUUUAGCAUUCCAAAAUGACGGACCCAACAACGUCGCCAGAGGACCACUGGAAACAGACAGAUGGUGCUUUCAGCGACAGUGGCUUUGACCCUAUAGCUUUCUUUGCUGAAACAACCAGAAAGGGUUCGGUGGUGUCCAGGGCCAACAGCAUCGGCUCAACAAGUGCCUCUUCCGUUCCAAAUACAGAUGAUGAAGACAGUGACUAUAGACAUGAGACAUCAUAUAAAGACUCGUAUAAGGAUCGACGAAGACAAGCGCACACACAGGCUGAGCAGAAACGUAGGGAUGCUAUCAAGAAAGGCUAUGAUGACCUCCAGUCAAUAGUACCAACCUGCCAGCAGCAGUCUGAAUUUGCAGUGGGAGCACAGAAGAUCAGCAAGGCUACCAUACUGCAGAAAACAAUUGACUACAUCCAUUUUCUUCAUAAAGAAAAGAAGAAGCAAGAGGAGGAAGUCUCUGUACUGAGGAAAGAAGUGAUGGCACUGAAGAUCAUGAAAACGAACUAUGAGCAUAUAGUGAAGGCUCACCAGAACAACCCGCAGCAAGGAGAGGAUCAGGUGUCUGACCAGGUCAAGUUCACCAUCUUUCAGAACAUCAUGGACUCCCUGUUUCAGUCUUUCAGCAGUACUGUUUCGGUGAACAGCUUUCAAGAACUCUCUGCAUGUGUUUUUAGCUGGAUUGAGGAGCACUGCAAGCCACAGACGCUGAAGGAGUUUGUUGUUGGGGUCCUCCGGCAACUCAAUGUUCAGCUUUACUGAUCGAGUGGUACCUCGGGGCUUGAACUCCCAGAAUUUGACUUUGGGUUUGCUUUGGCCUCUCAGGGUAGAGUAUAAAUGUCAAUCAGCCUUCAGUCGGCCACCGACAGUAUUUACACUCAGUUAGCUCAUCUGUGACUCCCUGGAUGUAGCCCACUCUGGGCAGAGAUGAGAAGUUGCAAUGGACUGAGCAGUUGUAUGUUUAACAGAGAUCAUGUUCUCAUUGUAAUUGUACAUACAUAUGAGUAUAUGUCUACCCCUUCUGUUUAUAUUUCUUACUGUUCUGCUAAAAAAAAAAAUGCAAGGGAAACACAAGACCUCAGAGUUUGCAAAUCAGCAUGUAUGUUAAAUGCAUCAGGCAGGCCAAAUAUUGUAGUGUGCAUCAUGCUGUAGUUACUGUCUGCAGUAACAGGAGCUGUCCCUUAGCAUAACAGAGGUAACAUCAAGCUUAGGUUUGCAUCCUAAUGCUGAACCAGAGGGCUCUUCUCAGCUUCAGUGCAAAUGUGUGGAGUCAGUCAUACCACUCCUGAACUGUAGCAGACAAUGGAAAAUACUCCGCUGCUAUACUACUGCAGGGUAACUGUCACUGCCUGUGUUAUCAAAAGCACACUCUGUGGUGCUUCGACAUAUCACAAACUCUUCUGCAUGUUUUAUAACAAAACUGAGAUUUUUAUUAAUGCAGCUGUGAUCAGCUGACGGGGAUGCUGAAAUUUCAUGGGUGACAGGUGUGGGCAGCAUUUGUGAAUCAUUCUUUAUACACAUUGACUGUGACAGUAAUUGAGCACAUGUGUUAAGAGUCUGUUUAAAUAUAGGCAUUUACUCAGUUGCAGUUCUACAUGUUGCUCUUAUUUCAGAGGAUUUUAACCCUCAUGCAUUCCUUUAAAAAUUACCACACAUAUGUACCUAAAUGCAAAUUAGUAACCCCUUAGAAAAACAGCUCUAAAAAUGUCAUAAAUUCAUUUUUUUCCACUUUAAUCUGGCCAAUCUUUUAAAACUACUUGUUCCUGAAAUAUACAUAUCAAAUAUGAAUGAUAUUUCUGGAAUUUUUAACCCUUUAUAUGCC